UCUCUGACAGAGACUGUCGUGUUUUCCCAGCGGUUUAACCUCUGUCCAAGCAGGUCGAAGUGCCGUGUGGCCGAGAUGUUUGUCCGCCUGCUGGAGGAGAUGUGGCUGGGAAGCAGCUCCAGCUGUGCCCCUGUGGAGGCUAGGUCUGUGAUGUGCUCCAUACUCCCCCAGUUCAACAACUACUCCCAACAAGACGCCCAGGAAUUGCUGCUCUUUCUCCUCAACGCACUCGACGACGACCUCAAAAAGGUUGCAAAGCGCCCGAUGCGCUCCUCAAUACGACGGUCGAGGCGAGACCAGAACAGAAACUGUGCCACCGCAGCGAUGGAGUCCACCACCGUUGUCUCGCGUUUGUUCGAGGGCCAGCUCGGCUACAGGACCCUCUGUAUGCACUGCGGCCUCCAGACACACAGCACUCAGACCUUCACUGUACUGUCACUACCGAUUCCAACAGACAUCAUUAAGUGCUCCAUUCAGGAUUGCCUGUCACUGUUCUUCGAGCAGACUAUCCUGACCGAGGGAGAGCAGAUGCAGUGUUCGGUGUGUGGGGAGAGGAGAGAAACAACAGUCCUCACUUGUUUGGACAAACCUCCUGAAAUCCUUAUGUUGCACCUGAAACGGUUUGGUUGUAAGGGGAAGAACCAGGUGAAACUGAGGACUAACGUCGUUUUCUCCUCGAGACUCGAUCUCGCCCCGUUUCUAUCCAGCUCAGAACAGAACACCUUAUACUCUUCAUACCGCCUCUAUGCUAUUGUGAACCACACAGGUCACCUGAACAUGGGUCACUACACAGCUCUGUGUCACAACGCCUUGACUAGAUCCUGGCACUGUUUUGACGACUCAGCGGUCAGAGAGGUACGGGACAGCCUCGUUCAAUCUCCGAAUGCCUAUGUGCUGCUCUACAGCCGCAAGCCCUUUCAAAAGCCAAAGAUCCACGGACUCUGAGCUCUCCAACCAGCAGGCCAAAUCCACGAGGGGACCGAGUUUCAACUUCCUUUUUCUUGUUUUAUCCAAGCUUUUGUUUUUUUAAACUGUUGUUUUUUUCUAAUGAUCACACACGGUAUCGGUAUAGCCUCAGGAACGACGAGACUAGAACAUAACAGGAGGGUUUCAUUCAGCCGUUAGCCGAUUUAUCCUAAAAGAAAAGUCACACAAACAGUAAUUUGAAGCAGUUUUAAUAAAUAGUCAUGAGUUGUAGGAGGUUAAUAUAAUUGUUAUAUCUGAAAGACCAUUAAGAAAUAAAAUCAACAUGUACAAGUAAAAAGAAAACAGAUUAUGAUCUCAUGCUUGGCAAUAAAACUUUACUUAAGAAGUCAAAUCCUGUCGCCUCAGAUCUCUGGUCCGUUCAGAAGAUACAUCGGUACACUUUGUGCUUGCUCAUGUCAGUCAGUCAGGCAGCAAAUGUUGACGCUUCUGUAAGCGAAUAAGGUCAAUUUCUCAAGUCUUCAUAUUCUCCCGGGUCAGUACUGAACACAGAAACAAAAUAAAUCAGAUAAAUCUAAAUUACAGCCUCCUGGAAACUUUCACAACCAGCAGCACUGAUGUAAGCCGAGAAGGAUGCCAAGUUAUCCCAGUAGUUUGUCCUCUAAAUAGUUUUUGUGUUUGAAUAUAAUAAUGUAAAGAGUUACGUAUGUUUAACAGAGAACACAUUUUACAACAACCUUUAUAGAAGCAGGUAACAGCAAGACAGCCGAGCUCUCAGCAUCAGUAUAGUUUUAAAGCGUUCCGAGUCGAGUAUUAAUGUCUGCUGUUCAACAAAGUGCUCUACAUAAACAACUUAAAUUGAUUGUAUAAUGUGUGAGUGCAACAAUGUGGCUAAUAUGAACACGCAACACUCUCCGGUCCCUCCUCUCUUAAGGAAGAAUGCAAAAGUCAACGCUCACGGUCUCCUCCAUCCCCUUUAACAUCAUGUUAAACAACAGAAGUCUAUCGAGUUCAACCCCUAAAACACAGUCUGUCGUUAUGAAUAUGGUGAUACUAUGAUGGCUGCUACGUUCAAAGAAAAAAUUCUAAUUUGGUCACUUAACAGAUUAACAC
Anarrhichthys ocellatus (wolf-eel) is the source of this 2037-nucleotide messenger RNA. Its product is annotated as putative ubiquitin carboxyl-terminal hydrolase 50. Gene Ontology annotation, molecular function: cysteine-type deubiquitinase activity. NCBI's taxonomy places the organism in Eukaryota, Metazoa, Chordata, Actinopteri, Perciformes, Anarhichadidae. Gene Ontology annotation, biological process: protein deubiquitination. The record is from RefSeq and is a predicted model, not a curated record. The transcript has 5 exons. Gene Ontology annotation, cellular component: nucleus. The coding region runs from base 76 to 945 and encodes 289 amino acids.